AUGACUGAGAGUGACGUAAUUUGUCGAAUUGAUAGUGACGAUGAAAUAACUAAAAUGAAAAAUAUCGAAUCAACAAUAUCUCCAUCAAGUACACCAACAAAUCCAUUAAAAUCAAAACGAACACGAUUAACAUUUCCUUUUGGAGCUUGUCGUGUAUGCUCAGAUUCAGCUACUGGAAUUCAUUAUGGUAUUGCCACAUGCGAAGGAUGUAAAGGGUUUUUCAAACGAAGCAUUCUUCGCAAAGAAAAAUAUCGAUGUUAUUUUGAUAAUUCGUGUCUUGUUAAUGUAACCAAUCGUAAUCGUUGUAAAGCAUGCCGAUUUCAACGAUGUAUAGACAAGGGCAUGUCUGUAGAUGGUGUAAAAAUGGGACGAAUACCAAAAUUAGUCAAAGAGAGAGCAUUACUCGAACAAAAAGAACAACAAAUGAGACAGGAAGCAACAUUAACAGAAUCUAAUGAAAGAGCUGAUGAAGAAAAUAUUAGAGAUUCAUCUUGUUCAUCAUUAUCUGAUCGUAGUAGCAUUGAAAAUUAUGAUCCAAAUGUAAUGGAGACAGGUGAGAUAAUUUCUAGAUUAUUAACUAAUUAA
Rotaria sp. Silwood2 is the source of this 585-nucleotide messenger RNA. Lineage: Eukaryota; Metazoa; Rotifera; Eurotatoria; Philodinida; Philodinidae. The record is from the annotation of a GenBank genome assembly.